GCGAGAUUUCCUUCUUAACGUUCCCGGGAAACUAGCUGAGACGUUAUCAGCGCUGGGCCAAAAUGCCGUCGAUUGAAUACGACGACUCAAAGCCAAGCUGGGCCGACCAGGUUGAAGAAGAAGGAGAUGAAGGCACACUUCCGUCGCCCAAAGAGACAGUCAAAGGCAAUAUCAAGACUGUUACAGAGUACAAGAUAGAUGAGGAUGGCAAAAAGGUCAAGAUUGUCCGGACCUUUAAAAUUGAGACAAGGAAAGCCUCCAAAGCUGUUGCUAGGAGAAAGAAUUGGAAAAAAUUUGGAAAUUCUGAAUUUGACGCUCCAGGGCCCAAUGUUGCCACUACCACUGUCAGUGAUGAUGUCUACAUGACCUUCAUUUCCAGCAAGGAGGACUUAAAUUCUCAAGACCAAGAUGAAGAUCCCAUGAACAAGCUAAAAGGCCAAAAGAUCGUGUCCUGCCGUAUUUGUAAAGGGGAUCACUGGACCACCCGCUGUCCUUAUAAAGACACACUGGGUCCCAUGCAGAAAGAGCUGGCUGAACAGCUGGGUCUGUCAACAGGGGAGAAGGAGAAGGCUGCAGAGCCUGAGCCUGCUCAGCCAGUGCAGAGCAAGACCGGGAAGUACGUUCCCCCUAGCUUGCGGGAUGGAGGCACGCGCAGAGGAGAGUCAAUGCAGCCAAACCGCAGAGCUGAUGACAAUGCUACAAUCCGUGUGACCAACCUGUCUGAGGACACAAGGGAGACGGAUCUGCAGGAGCUCUUCAGACCAUUCGGCUCCAUCUCUAGGAUCUACCUGGCCAAGGAUAAGAAUACAGGCCAGUCUAAAGGUUUUGCCUUUAUUAGCUUCCACCGGCGUGAGGAUGCAGCCAGAGCCAUCGCAGGAGUGUCGGGCUUCGGUUAUGAUCAUCUUAUCCUUAAUGUGGAAUGGGCCAAACCAUCUAACAACUGAGGGCGGUGUGCAUCGUUUAUAUUCCAAAGGACAAAUGAACAUUGUUCUAUUAGUUGAAUAAAUAAAUGUAAUGAGUAA
Messenger RNA from Clarias gariepinus (North African catfish), 1022 nucleotides. RefSeq names its product eukaryotic translation initiation factor 3, subunit G (gene eif3g). The transcript has 10 exons. Gene Ontology annotation, molecular function: translation initiation factor activity; RNA binding. NCBI's taxonomy places the organism in Eukaryota, Metazoa, Chordata, Actinopteri, Siluriformes, Clariidae. Bases 63 to 944 code for a protein of 293 amino acids. The record is from RefSeq and is a predicted model, not a curated record. Gene Ontology annotation, cellular component: eukaryotic translation initiation factor 3 complex; cytoplasm.